CUGGUUUAUGAGGUGAUCGUCUACACCGGCCAUCGAGUUGGCGCCGCCACCUUGAACCACGUGCACAUUAAGCUGGUGGGCACGGAUGGCGAGAGCGAGCGCACGUGGCUGAACUCUUUGGUCAUCUUCAGAGGAUCCGUUCAACUACCAUGAUGCAGUCCACUUUAAGAUACGACUACAGGUACUUUCUUCCUACAUCAUAUUCCUUAUAUUGGAGUAGGUCAAGGCCAGGGGUCACGGAUGGUAGCCCGCGAGGACCAUAUAAGGCGCCCGCGAGGUAUCGAAUUAUACCAUUUCCUGCCCAAACUCCCUUGGAAAACUGGUUCUGAUUGAGCUGGACAAACGGCACAUGCGCCUCGCGCCUGACGACGCUUGGUUCCCUGAAAAGGUUGAAGUCAAGUCACCCGAAGGAAUCCUCUACACUUUCCCCAUCCACUGCUGGAUCAGCGACCGGGAGACUCACCGCUUCAGAGAGGGCAAAGCGCUCAGGAUCUUUGAUGAAAGCCACUCCCUCGGUCACUAUGCAAGAGAGCAAGAGCUGAGCCACCGAAAAGUGUGCUACGGCUGGGAUUGCUUUGACGCCGGCAUGCCCAACAGCAUUGACGCCGACGGUCCUUGUAGCCUGCCAUGUGAGAUACAGUUCUCUUUCACCAAGACUGCACAGUUUGAUUUCACGGCGCUGACAGCGUUGACGGAGCUUCAUUUCAAGGGGCUGGAUAACAACCACCACAACUGGAAAAAUCUUGACCAUAUCAAAGACGUGUUCUGUAACAAACACACCCCGAUAUCAGAUUACGUCAAGAACCACUGGAAGGCGGACUGGUUAUUUGCUUACCAGUUUCUAAACGGUGUCCACCCCACAUUGAUUCGACGUUGCAUCACUUUGCCCGAGAACUUCCCUGUGACGGACGACAUGGUCUGCAUCCCCAGCGGCUCAAAAUUGUCUGAAGAGUUGAAGGAAGGCAACAUUUACCUGUGUGACUACAAGAACCUGGACGGAAUCCAUGCAAACACCGUCCAAGGGAUUCAGCAGUACUUGACAGCGCCCCUUGUCUUGUUUCACAAAGGAGCCGACGACAAGCUGAUGCCCGUCGCCAUUCAGCUGAAGCAGACUCCGGCUGAGGACAACCCCAUCUUUCUGCCAAGUGACUCUACAUACGACUGGCUGACAGCUAAGAUCUUUGUGAGAAGCGCCGAUUUCACGGAACACCAGCUCAAUGCGCACUUACUGCGCACUCACCUGCUGGCAGAGGUCUUUGCGGUGUCACUGCUACGCAAGCUUCCCAUGGUGCACCCCCUGUACAAGCUCCUCAUACCUCACACUCGCUACACUCUGCAUAUAAAUGAAUUGGCUCGGACGCAGCUGAUAGGACCCACUGGAGUCUUCACCCUGUAUGCAGCUUCUGGCGGCGAGGCUUUGAAGAAGAUCGUGGCAAGAUCGCUCUCCUCGGUCACCUACAGGUCCCUUUGCAUUCCCGACGACAUUGCUGAUCGCGGCAUGCAGGACUUGCCGAAUUUCUACUACAGGGAUGAUGGACUCCAACUGUGGGACAUCAUCUUCAAAUUUGUGCAGGGAGUGAUACAGUACUACUACAAAACUGACAACGAGGUGCAGCAAGACUCGGAACUGCAGACUUGGAUCGGCAACAUUUUUCAACACGGAUUUCUUUCCCAGGAACAAACAGGAAUGCCCAAGAAAUUCAACUCUGUGCCUGAACUGAUCAAGUUUGCCACCAUGGUGAUAUUCACGUGCUCGUGCCAGCACGCAGCUGUAAACAACGGACAGUACGACUAUGGUUUCUGGAUGCCCAACACCCCCAUCACCCUGCAGCGUCCUCCCCCGACCAAAAAGGGGACGACGUGCGAGGCCACAAUGCUCCAGACAUUGCCACCGAUUGAUGUGACAGUUCACGGAAUAGCUGCUGUCUGGCUGCUCAGCAGGCAGUCCUCAGACUUUAUCCCCCUCGGACACUACCCCGAGGAUCAUUUUACCGAGGAGACCCCACGCCAGCUGCAAAGGGAUUUUAAAACCGAGCUUGACACGUUGUCCGUCUCAAUUAACAUCAGAAACAAAGGUCUGGAAAUCCCUUACACGUACCUAGAUCCAAAGAACAUAGAGAACAGCGUGGCCAUCUAAACCUCAGAAAGUCGUCGUGGAAAAGGAAUAAGAAUUGCAAUUUUUGUCCUUAAUUAACUAUUUUUAGUUUACGUACAGGCUCAAAACUGUAUGGACUGAAAAGCCAUAAUUUGCAGUUGCUUUUCAACAUGAUUAGUCAUACAAGUAUAAAGAGAUGGCAACAAAAUUCAACAAAAAUGAAGUAACGCCAGGGGCGCCAAUUGCUUUUAUCGAUGAAUAUCCUGAGCUAACUCAACGUCGCCUACGACCGUUAUUUAGAACGUAUUCUCAUCCCUCACAAGUGGUCAAGGACAGACAAAGCUGCCGGUACGCCUUCAAUCGUUUUAUUUAACAAACGUAAUAAAACAAACAUGUAACUAGCACAUUUUUUUUUUUCUACACGAGGCGCAACACCACAACUGACGCCCAAGCACUCAACACGCAGACUUGCUAACGGUUAGCCAGUCAACAGCUAACUGCGAACCUGAGCUGACAACAGCCAAUUAGCUACUCCCGUUCGCCCGACACCCACGUCACUCACCGGACCAGGCUGCCAUUGUGUAGUUGAACAAGAACAAUGCGAGGUGUCAACUGAACUUUGGUUUCAAUUAUAUUUAAAUUAUAAAUAUGAUGACCACCAUGAAGAAACUUGCAACACAAUAAUACAGCAAUACUUCGUACAGGAUAACAGCUAUAUCAACGAUGUAAUCAUUUCAUUUCUAUUCACAAUAUUUCCAUCCAUCCAUUAUCUUGGCUGCUUAUCCUCACAAAGGUCACAGGAGUGCUGGAACUUAUCCCAGCUAUCUUCGGGCAGAAUUUUCUUUUUCAGAAAUUUCCGGCAAUUUGCUGAUUUACAAUAUUUAUGAUGGUAAAAAAAAAAAAAACUGGAUGUUAAUGCCUGACAUUUUUUUUCCCAAGUUCCACUUUAUCAGAUAUUUUGUUGCCAUGUAUUAAAAAAAAU
Molecule: messenger RNA, 3077 nt
Organism: Syngnathoides biaculeatus (alligator pipefish)
Lineage: Eukaryota; Metazoa; Chordata; Actinopteri; Syngnathiformes; Syngnathidae
Product: polyunsaturated fatty acid lipoxygenase ALOX15B-like
Exons: 15
Coding region: 350-2137 (595 amino acids)
Biological process (GO): linoleic acid metabolic process; lipid oxidation
Molecular function (GO): iron ion binding; oxidoreductase activity, acting on single donors with incorporation of molecular oxygen, incorporation of two atoms of oxygen; protein binding
Source: RefSeq, a predicted model, not a curated record